Messenger RNA from Puccinia graminis f. sp. tritici CRL 75-36-700-3, 1428 nucleotides. RefSeq lists its product as uncharacterized. The annotation marks the transcript as partial. Lineage: Eukaryota; Fungi; Basidiomycota; Pucciniomycetes; Pucciniales; Pucciniaceae. Gene Ontology annotation, biological process: response to endoplasmic reticulum stress. Gene Ontology annotation, molecular function: protein disulfide isomerase activity; protein-disulfide reductase activity. Gene Ontology annotation, cellular component: endoplasmic reticulum lumen. The record is from RefSeq and is a predicted model, not a curated record. The transcript has 5 exons.
CAUUGUAGAAACCUCUGUUCCAGAGUAUCAAAAAGCAGCCAGUAACGUCAAGGAUCUAGUCACUUUUGUGGCAGUAGAUUGUGAUGCAGCAGAAAACAAGGCAGCAUGUAGCACUGAUUACCAAGUCAAGGGUUUUCCAACUCUUGCAUACUUCCCAGGUGUCCCGGUUCCCACCCCAUAUCAAGGCGAACGGAAAGCCAAACCAGUCGUCGAAUUUGCACUCCAACAUAUGCCCAACUUCGCCAAGAAGAUCAAGACCGGAGAGGAACUAAGUAAACUGAUUUCUAAAUCCAAACCGUCUCGACCAUUGGUCGUUUUGUUCACUGAAGCCACCAAGACUACCCCGCUGUUCAAAGCACUUUCGAGUGUGGUAUACAAGAAGAUGGACGUAUACACGGCAACACCAACAGCGAUUGGUGCGGACACGGCAAAGGAGAAAUAUGGAGUCGAGAAAUUCCCAACACUGAUGAUCUUCAAAGGCUCGGAAGAGAAAACCGAUCGAGAAGAAUACUCGGGUAAGAUGAACUAUAAAGCCCUCUUUGAGUUCUUUAAAUCCCACGCGCCUCCUAAAGGUCAAGACCCAAAACCUAAGAAAGAAAGCCCUGGAAAAGCCGCUGGUGAAUUGUAAACUCUUACUUGAAAAAAAAAAAAUAACAACGACAAGAACAAUCCAAAAAACAAAACGUUGUCAGUGUUCUUUGAUAUUGGCACUGUCAAUCCCGAUACCAUUUUUCUUUGUUUCUUUACUAUCGGACAUGCAUCAAAUUCAAGAGAAAAUAAACAAGAGUGAAAAAUCUUCAGACAAUUUGCUAUUGAUCUAGCAGUUUAGUUGUCGCCUAGGAGAGCCUAAUCACAACUGGAAAGAAAACAGAUAAAGAGGAUAAGGUCUCAUAAGUGUCAAAAAUGUUGACAGAUGGUACUUCUCCUAGGGUAUUGUAUUCUAUUUCGUCUGUUUAUCCUAAACCAAAAGAUAAGAUUUGAUCAUUCAAGAUCUGAUCCUGUAAUGACACUAAUACAAAAUUACGGUUGGACACAUUCACUCAAGUAUUCUCUGAUAUACAUAAAUACCCACAGCAUUAAAAUAAGUUCUAGGAAAGUGGGCAAUUUACAUAAACUGUAACCAAGUUAAAAUAUUUUGAGUUGUCAAAGCUGCGCAAUUGAAAAGAAAGAGCAUGUCAAGUUCGGCCAGAUUUCCUGCUCAAUUCCAGAUCCAAUUUCUCUAGUUCUUUCAGGAGAGAGUUUUUCUGAGAUCGAAGCCGUUGCAAGAGGGUUUCCUGUUGUUCUAACUUGCGAUCGAUUGUUGCUUGAUUGUCUGAAUACUGCUCUUCUUCUUCUUCUUCUUGCGGUUGUUGUUCUUCGUUGAGAUCUUCGUCAUCGUCCAUCAUCAGUCUUUUUCGUUUAGAAAUCUAACGUAGGUCGGUCCGAAGA